Molecule: messenger RNA, 1766 nt
Organism: Danaus plexippus (monarch butterfly)
Lineage: Eukaryota; Metazoa; Arthropoda; Insecta; Lepidoptera; Nymphalidae
Product: apyrase
Exons: 4
Coding region: 252-1427 (391 amino acids)
Biological process (GO): proteoglycan biosynthetic process
Molecular function (GO): calcium ion binding; UDP phosphatase activity; GDP phosphatase activity
Source: RefSeq, a predicted model, not a curated record
AUAUGUCCAGUGUCACGACUGCCGACAUUAAACUAUGUGUCAAAAAUACAGCUGAUACGGAAUCUUAAAUGAAAAAUAUAUUGCAAUAUGUAAAAUAGUACCUCAAAAUGCAUAAUACGUUUUACAAUAAUUUAUUUAAUUUAACCCGCGCUAAUUGUCAAAACACACUCGAUCGGUCAUAGAUACUAUACCCACAAGUGAGGUUGUUAAAGUUCAGAGUUUUAUGAAAUUAUGAACUAAAAAGGUGCGGUAUGUAUGAUAAUUACGAAUUAGAAGAUCACAAAAUGAAAGGCACGCUUAGAGACUGGCGCAAGGCGCUGCGAACUCCAGCCACGUACAGAGUUGGGAACGCAGUGAGAAUACAACCACAAUUCAUGUUUUUGAUUAUGCUGCUGGGUUUUUUUCUUUUAAUUCUAUUCUACUAUAAUUGGUGUACGAGUCCACGAUCAAUACAUAUUUGGACGCAAAGUUCCCGUAUUUAUAAUACUACAUACCCUUUAACACCAGCUUACCAAACUGGUGAUGUGUAUACCUUCAGAAUAGGUAUAGUCUCUGACUUAGACACAAAUUCUAAAAGUAGUUCUAAGCCUAACACAUACCAUAGUUAUUUUAAGAAGGGUUACUUGAGCUAUGAUCCUGUAAAGAAAUAUGUCACUGUGAAAUGGGACAAUGCAAUUUUAUUGUCUUCAACUUACUCGCAUAAAGGAAGAGGGAUGGAGUUAUCUGAGUUAAUUGUAUAUGAUGGCAGAUUAUUGACUUUUGAUGAUCGCUCUGGAAUGGUUUUUGAAAUUGUAAACAACAAAAUGGUGCCAUGGGUGAUACUGUCGGAUGGGAAUGGCCAAAACGAGAAAGGUUACAAAUCUGAGUGGGCGACAGUUAAAGAUGAAAUACUAUAUGUAGGUUCCAUGGGUAAGGAAUGGACGACAGCUAGCGGACAAUUUCAGAGCUAUGAUCCUAUGUGGGUGAAGGCUAUAAACAUGCGAGGGGAGAUACAACAUUUGAGUUGGGUCAAUCAAUUCAAGGCCAUAAGGCUCUCUAUUGGCAUUAAAUGGCCAGGUUAUAUGAUACACGAGUCCGGGGUGUGGUCGGUGGUUAACAAAAAAUGGCAUUUCCUGCCGAGGAGGUGCAGCCACGAGUCCUACAAUGAAACCAGGGAUGAAGUUAUGGGCUGCAACUACCUUAUCACUGCAAAUGAUGACUUUAGUCAAGUUAAAGCUAUAGAGAUAACAAAGCACCAUCCGAAGCAUGGCUUCUCUUCAUUCAAGUUCAUACCUGGAUCAAACGAUGAAGCAAUUGUUGCUUUAAAGACAACGGAAUACGAAGGGAAAACGGCCACAUACAUUACAGCCUUCACAACGGAUGGUACGGUUCUACUUAAAGAUACUCUCGUGGAAAAUCUUAAAUAUGAGGGAUUUGAAUUUAUAUGAUUUUUUAUAAUAACAACACUAAAACAUUUACCAUCAAGCGUAACUGACAAUUAAAAAUGGACUUUAUUGGAUACGAUUUAAGAUUGAUUUCCAUAUAAAGUGAUUUUUUAAAGCGACAAAAUAGUUAAAUUCAAACAAUUUGGCUGUGCAGGCAUUUGAUACAUUGCAAACGUAAAAAAUAACACCAAUGUUUUGAUAACACUUUAUAUUAUAAUAAUAAGAUUUUCUGUUUGUUUUCACACAAAAUAAACAAACGACACAUUUUAUAUUAAGAAAGAUUAACAAUCUUUAUUGUUGUUUUGUAAAUGUGUACAUAUGUAAAUUACAACUUGUUACAAA